AUGCCAACUCCAAAAACUUUUGUUAUAGUUGGCGCUGGAGUCGUGGGGCUCACGACAGCCCUAGAGGUGAAAACCCGCUAUACCUCCAGCAAUGUUACCAUUAUCGCUAAGGACCUCCCCGGUGAUUCAAGCCCCUCGUACGCCUCUGCAUGGGCAGGCGGUAACUGGAUAUCCUGCGCAACGGACAAUGGCCGCGAAGAAGACCGGGAUCGUGUCACUUACAUCAAGUUCAAGGACCUGGUACAGAAACAUCCCCAUUGUGGCGUAUAUGGGAUGGAACUCCGCUCUAUUUACGACGGUGAUAUUGACAAGGUCGGGGUGCUCAGCGUUGGGACGAAUAAGAUCUGGUACGACGACAUAGUGGGUGGUCUGCGAUUCCUCGCUCCGGGGGAGCUUCCUGAGGGUGCGAAGUUUGGCUUUGAUGCCAAUACCUUCGUGAUAGACGUGCAAAGGUACUUGCCAUGGCUCCAAGGGGAAGCACUCAGACAAGGUAUCGAGGUUCGUCGAGUGAUCGUUGAUGACCUUAGAGACGUACCAAAGAUGUUUCCUGGUGUCUCAGGCAUUUUCAAUUGUACAGGGCUAGGCUCUUUGACCUUGGGUGGUGUCAAUGAUGCUCAACUAUACCCUUCAAAGGGCCAAACAUACCUUGUUCAGACGCCCCUGGGAGGAAUUGACAGAAUGUACUAUCGGUCGAGCCUGCGCCUUGGAAGCUGCAACUCGUACGUUUUCCCCCGUGGCAAGCAUGGCGGUGUAAUCCUCGGGGGUUGUCGCCUUGACGGAAAUUGGGACGGGAAUUUCGACACCGAGCUGGGAGAAAGCAUGAAACGGAAAUGCUGCGAGCUCGCUCCUGAACUUGGGAGCCCGGAAGACUUGCGGAUAAUCAAGGAGGGCGUAGGUUUUCGGCCAAACCGGAAGGGAGGGAACAGAAUCGAGAUGGAAAAGAAAUAUGGAACCAUGAUCAUCCAUAACUACGGCGCCGGGGGAGCUGGAUACCAGGCCUCAUGGGGAAUGGCUAGAGCAGCUGUUGACUUGCUGCCUACAAUGGCAAGUCUAUGA
Aspergillus puulaauensis is the source of this 1056-nucleotide messenger RNA. Its product is annotated as FAD-dependent oxidoreductase. The record is from RefSeq and is a predicted model, not a curated record. Gene Ontology annotation, molecular function: FAD binding; D-amino-acid oxidase activity. The transcript has 5 exons. NCBI's taxonomy places the organism in Eukaryota, Fungi, Ascomycota, Eurotiomycetes, Eurotiales, Aspergillaceae. Bases 1 to 1056 code for a protein of 351 amino acids.